GUUUGGCAUUACCGGGUGGGGAGUCCGUUGGUGGCCGCGUCUGAUUGGCUCGCGUUGACAGUGAUGCCGGCUCUCGAGCGAGCCAAGCGAGAGCAUUGGGUUGAAGGGCAGUGGUUCCGGGUCUUCGGUAGAGGAAACAACGGAGCGAGAGGACCCGAGGUCCUCUCACAUACAACGCACACAUUAUACAUACACGCAAGGCGAGAGGACCCGAGGUCCUCUCACAUGCGAUUUAUCAACAAGGCGAGAGGACCCAAGGUCCUCUCACAUACGAUAAACCAAUACAAGGCGAGAGGACCCAGGGGGUCCUCUCACAUACCCUUUCCAAUACGAAGGGGGAAGACCCGAGGUCCUCCCUCCUUCAGUUUGAUGAAGAAGCAAGGCUUCGAUAAAAUUGAAUAACGAAGUAACUUCGCACUGAAGAAGCUUCGACCAUACAGUUUGGUGUCAGAAGUGGGAUUCGAACCCACGCCCACAUAAGUGGACCAGAAUAGGUGCAAAUACAUAUAAUUAACAAAGAGAUGAGUCUGCGAACCACCUGAUCAUUUCCAGACUCGUCAUUCUCAUUUCGCUAUCGUAAAAAACGAUCAUAAUUCACGAAGGUACACAUGACUAAUUAUUCGAUGUAAUACGGCGUCUCUAUGAGUCAAAACGUUCGACAAAGUCGAGCACACAUUUAUGUUUAACGUACGCCUUGUGCAAAGAACAUAGCGCACGUAUUCCACGAUCAUUGUAUACAAACAGUAUAGACCACGCCCAGUCUCUUAAUCUUUGUCAGUGGACGCACGAGUUCACACACGUUUCGGCAAGAAUACGCGCUACAAGCGAGAACGCUUAGCGCUGACCGGGGAGAGGGAGUUGAGAUUCGACGUUCAACGCAUACGCAUCGUAUCUCGGCUCGAAGUAUCGAUACGUGUCAUUUUCGAACAUCUCGGAAGUCGUUGUUCAGUUCGAAGUUAGUCAAAAUGAAUAAUCGCGUAAAGUUUAUUAAUCAAAAGCGUGCGACUCUAAAGACGCAAAUUACAAAACUCGAGAGAAUCGUGGAGACCGGGGAAUUGGAUCCCUCAAACAUCAAGACGCGCGCAGAUCGUUUGAGGGAACAAUUUCGUACAUACGAAGAAUUACACGACGAACUCGCGUUAUUAAUCGAAACCGAAGGUGAUCAGAGCGACGAUUUCGACGAAUUACAGGACCGAUUUUAUGCAAUCAUUACAAAGAUCGAGGCAGAUUUCUCAUCAACAAUGCCUCAGCCUCCGAGUGCAUUAAACACGACCUCUCUGCCGAUCGACGGCACGCGUCGACUCAAAUUACCAGUCGCCGACCUCCCUAAAUUCGAUGGGAACAUUGAGAAAUGGUUAUCGUUCAAAAACACUUUUCUCACGAUGAUCGAUUCUCGCGAGGAUGUAACCAGGCUACAAAAAUUCCUAUAUCUAAGGAACUGUCUCGAGGGCGACGCGCUAAAUAAAAUCCUCAUUUAUAACGUGAGCGAGGAAAAUUACGAGACCGCAUGGAAGUUGCUGUUGGACUCGUACGACAAGAUUCGAAUUCUGAUCGUAAAACAUCUUGACGCAAUUCUCGAUUUGCCGGCAUUAACAAAGGCGACGCACCAGGGUCUAGCGCGACUCGUCGACGACAUGCGACAACACGUGAAUAUGCUCGCAUCGAUGAAGGUGACACCGGACGAGCAUUUAUUGGUCCGAAUAAUCGAACGCGCUUUGCCCAAUAAUAUUCGGGUGAAAUGGGAAGAAACACUCAAUCUCGACACCCCACCAACCCUCCAGCAAAUCUACAAAUUCGUCUCUGAAGCCGCCUUUCGUUUGUGUGCACUCGAGCAGAAUACAUCGCGGUCGAAUCAAGAAACGAAUAUUAAACGACCACUCUCGAAUAACAAAGAUCAAAGUGGAUUUAAGACUCGACGAGGGGAAAACGGCGUACGCACACUUGCUACCGGUGCGUCCGCAAAAUGCAUAGUAUGCAAGAAGGAAAAUCAUCCAGUAUAUCAGUGCCGCGCAUUUCAAAAAAUGACGGUCCAGCAACGGUGGGAUUUCGUCAAAAAUUCAACUCUAUGUAAAAACUGUUUGCGUUUACAUGGCGGCAAAUGUAAAGCGACGCACUGCAGAAGUUGCCCGAGAUUUCAUCAUACGAUGUUGCACCAAGAUUCUCCUGCUGCACUUACUCACACGAGUCAAAAGGCGGAAGAAUCAUCAAACACUAUCAACGAUUCGACAACAAAGACAACCGACUGUCUUCGUGGCGACUGAUCUCUGAAACCCGACAGGAGUUAUGGCGCAGAUGGCAACUCGAAUACCUCAGCGAAUUACAGAGACGACAAAAAUGGAUAAAUCCAACCAAAAACAUCGCGUUGGACACUGUAGUCCUACUUAUAGACAAAAAUCCACCAUGUAUGCAAUGGCGAAUGGGUCGAGUGGUAAAAUUGCAUCCAGGAGAUGAUGGGGUGGUCCGAGUCGUCACAGUUCAAACACCUCAAGGAAUCUACAAGCGCAAUAUGAAAUCGAUUUGCGUAUUACCCGAAAACGCUUGAAAUUAUCGACGACAAUUCCAUGAUAACCAUAUUGAGAAUUUUCUCAUUUAACCCUUCUUUUUGUAUGUCGUAUUUGAUUUCUCAAUUUAUAUUCGUUUAAGACGUAGUUCAAUGUAAGAUGCAGAAUGUAAGCUAACAAUAUUGUUUUCUAUUACACACGAUUAUUAGUUGAAUCCAAAGUAACAAUUUGUAACCACAUCCAGUACAAUAAACGCAAUUAACAUGUGA
Molecule: messenger RNA, 2770 nt
Organism: Venturia canescens
Lineage: Eukaryota; Metazoa; Arthropoda; Insecta; Hymenoptera; Ichneumonidae
Exons: 2
Coding region: 966-2261 (431 amino acids)
Source: RefSeq, a predicted model, not a curated record